CAAAACGGCAGUCUGUGAUAUUCCCCCCCGUGGUCUAAAAAUGUCAGCUACUUUCUUAGGCAAUACUACAGCUGUUCAGGAAGUUUUUAAGCGUGUUUCUGAACAAUUUACCGCUAUGUUUCGUCGCAAGGCUUUCCUUCAUUGGUAUACAGGCGAGGGUAUGGAUGAAAUGGAAUUUACUGAAGCUGAAAGUAAUAUGAAUGAUGUCAUUGGAGAAUAUCAACAGUACCAAGAAGCCACAGCCGAUGAGGAAGGCGAGUUUGAGGAGGAUGAAGAGGGUGGUGCAGAAUAAUUAUUUUAGAAAAUUAUUGUUUAUUUAACUUGUUAUUGACAUUAAAUUUCCAUAUGUACAAAAAUUACAAAU
Molecule: messenger RNA, 364 nt
Organism: Teleopsis dalmanni
Lineage: Eukaryota; Metazoa; Arthropoda; Insecta; Diptera; Diopsidae
Product: tubulin beta chain-like
Exons: 1
Coding region: 41-292 (83 amino acids)
Biological process (GO): mitotic cell cycle; microtubule cytoskeleton organization
Cellular component (GO): cytoplasm; microtubule
Molecular function (GO): structural constituent of cytoskeleton; GTP binding
Source: RefSeq, a predicted model, not a curated record